Cornus florida is the source of this 2060-nucleotide messenger RNA. RefSeq names its product UDP-glycosyltransferase 71K1-like. Bases 71 to 1519 code for a protein of 482 amino acids. NCBI's taxonomy places the organism in Eukaryota, Viridiplantae, Streptophyta, Magnoliopsida, Cornales, Cornaceae. The record is from RefSeq and is a predicted model, not a curated record. The transcript has a single exon. Gene Ontology annotation, molecular function: UDP-glycosyltransferase activity.
UGAUCAUCUAAAGAAAGAUCAAUUGAAGCAGUACUGAAUACUGAUCGAUCACCAAAACAUAUAUACCAAGAUGAUGAAGGCAGAGGUAGUUUUGGUUCCCUUCCCCGCAAUAGGUCACCUUGUAUCCACAAUUGAAUUUGCAAAACGCCUACUAAAUUGGGACCAAAGGUUAUCAAUUACAGUCCUCGUCAUAAGACCACCCAGUGCCCCAAUUGUAGACUCAUACACCCACUCACUCGCCACCGGCGACUCCCAGAUCCGGUAUGUGUACCUUCCCCAACUCCAACCACCUCCCUCAGAUAUGAUGUCUAAGUCAGUAGAAAAAUAUUUUUCUGAUUACAUAGAAAGCCAUAAACCCCAUGUUAGAGCCGCAAUAACAGAUGGUAUAGUAUCCUGUGGAAGCUCCAACACAGUCCGACUAGUAGUGGACUUGUUCUGCACCUCCAUGAUUGAUGUAGCCAACCAACUUGGUGUCCCUUCUUAUGUGUUCUUCACCUCAAGUGCAGCCUUUUUUGGCCUCAUGCUUCACCUCCCAACUCAUCACAACCAAACUGGUGCUGAGUACAAUGAAUCCGAUCCCGAUUCAAUCAUUCCAUGUUACGCCAACCCGCUACCUACAAAUGUCUUACCCUCUUUUGUUUUCAACAAACAAGGUGGAUACGCUUCCUUUUUGAAGCACGCCAUGAAAUUCAGCGAGGCCCGGGGAAUUAUUGUGAACACAUUUGCAGAACUCGAACCUCACGCGCUCAAUGGUUUGUCGGAUGGUCACGCGCCACCCAUAUACACGGCUGGACCUCUGCUUGACCUCCAGGGUCAGAACCAUCUUCCCCAGUCUGACCGUGACAACAUCAUGAAAUGGCUUCACUGUCAGCCAUCGUUAUCCGUGGUGUUGCUGUGCUUUGGUAGCAUGGACACUUUCAGUUUCAGCGCAACCCAACUGGCGGAGAUGGCUGCGGGACUUGAGCGGAGCGGCCACAGGUUCUUGUGGUCGAUACGGCGGCCUCCGUCGCCGAUAGGGGUGCCCGAAGACUACGAGGAGGUACUGCCACCUGGAUUCUUGAAACGGGUGGAAGGUAGAGGGAUGGUGUGCGCAUGGGUCCCACAGGUGGAGGUGCUGGCCCACGAAGCAGUUGGAGGGUUCGUGUCUCACUGCGGGUGGAACUCAAUAUUGGAGAGCCUGUGGUUUGGCGUGCCUGUGGUGACUUGGCCAAUCUAUGCAGAACAGCAGAUCAAUGCAUUUGAGAUGGUGAGAGAAUUGGGAUUGGCUGUAGAGCUGAGAUUGGAUUAUAGGAACCAUGGUUUUGGUGAUGAGAGCGGUGGUGUUGAUGUGGUGACAGCGGAGGAGAUAGAGAGAGCAGUGAGAUGUUUGAUGGAUGGAGAUAAUCCGGUGAGGAAGAGGGUGGGAGAGAUGGCGGAGAAGAGCAGGAAGGCAGUGGCGGAUGGUGGAUCUUCCUUCAUUUCCAUUGAACGUUUGGUUGAGGAUAUGGUGGUAACAACCCAUGAGGGUAGUAGGGUUUAAGAACGGGUUUAAACUUUAAAGUCCAGUAAUUAAUGUUAAAUAAGUACAAAAACUGUUUUGCAUGAUUAUUGAAUGUAAGUUUUGCAGAUUGCAUUUUAAUAGUUGAACAAAGACUGCUUGCAUUUUAAUGCAUCAUUCCUAUCAAAGUUGCAUCCUGUUUCUUGCCAAAUGUUAAGUCAGCUUGUAUGGCAGAACUUUUUAUACUUCGUGAAAGUAUUAAGAUGUUGAUUAACCGGGGCUUCUCCAGUGUGAUCGUUGAGGGAGAUUGUCAAGGAGCCAUGGCUCUUGUCCCAAAUGAUAGUCUCUCAAUUACAGUUUUAGGUGAUAUUUUUGCUUUACUUCAGUUGGGUAAUGGUGAUUUUUUUUUUUGUCUUGAGUUAAUCGAGAUUGUAACUAUGUUGCUCACCAUCUAGCGAAGAUGGCUCUCAGUUGUAAGAGAGGGGAUAGUGAUUGGAAUGUGUGGCCUUCAGGCUACUCAAUCUCAUUGCUGUAGACCUUCUUUCAAUUUCUCUAUAAAAUGUUUCUUCCGUUGUUCGUUAAA